GAAACUGAGAUAUUGAAGCUUUGGCAGCCCCAGCUGCAGUCAGUCUGGAGUAUAUCCAUCCAGGCCCAAAGAUGCGCAAAGGAGAGCACCGCUGCGGUAUGUUAGACUAAUAGCGUCGCAGCAGAAGUGGAAAAAACCCAAGAAUUUGGUCGAUAAAGAAGGAACGAUGGCAAGAGCGGCGCUGGCAGCCGAACCCACCAUCAAGGUGGCGGCAAUCAGCGGCUCCCUCCGCAAAGCUUCCCGCACCCGUGGCCUCAUCCGCUGCGCCAUUGAGCUCAGCAACGAGUCCAUCCCUGGGAUGCAAAUCGAGCACGUCGACAUCGAGCCUCUCCCCUUUCUCAACACCGACCUCGAGAUUGCCGGCAAGUAUCCUCCUCCUGUCGAGGCCUUCCGCCGCAAGAUCCGCGAAGCCGACAGCAUCUUCUUUGCUUCCCCAGAGUACAAUUACUCCCUCUCAGCUCCUCUAAAGAAUGCUAUCGACUGGGCCUCUAGACCCCCAAAUGUUUGGGCAGACAAGCCAGCAGCUAUAGUAAGCGUAUCUAGUGAUUCUGGGGGUAAACAAUCACAGUACCAUCUGCGUCAGAUCGGCGUCUUUCUUGAUCUCCAUUUCAUCAAUAAGCCAGAAUUAUUCAUUGUAGUGCAGCAGCCUCCAAAGAAGUUUGAUAGUGAUGGGAAUUUGAUAGAUCCUCAAACCAAGGAACAGCUAAAACAAGUCCUUGUAUCAUUACAGGCUUUUACACACAGACUCCGUCAUGAUUCCUAAAUUAGACUUGGUUGGGCAUCUCGAUUUUGCUUCUUGCUAGCAAUGUUGGAGUUACAAUAAGUAUCAUUGAGGGAACAAAUCAUUACUUAUUUGUGAUGUAUUUUGAUGCCAAAUGUUGUUUUUGUUCAUUCAACUGGCUGUUUGGGUACUUUUUGGGCGUCUAUGACUGAAGGUGUACGUUUGGUGUAUGGAGCUCCCGCAAACAUCUGACUAUUGCUGAUUGUUUGAAUUUGAAUCUUUUGUUUUUCUUCUUUUUAGCAAA
Messenger RNA from Phoenix dactylifera (date palm), 1025 nucleotides. Its product is annotated as NADPH:quinone oxidoreductase-like. The record is from RefSeq and is a predicted model, not a curated record. Gene Ontology annotation, molecular function: FMN binding; oxidoreductase activity. Gene Ontology annotation, cellular component: cytosol. NCBI's taxonomy places the organism in Eukaryota, Viridiplantae, Streptophyta, Magnoliopsida, Arecales, Arecaceae.